GCAAUAGAGCUUUUGAGAGAUAGUAAGAAUAAGGCUAAGCAUAACAGGAGAUUUGAACCUAAGAGAGAAUAUAAAGAGAUUGUUGGAUAUGCAAAGAGUAUAGCUAUUAUUGAUGUUCACAGUGAAUCAAAGAAA
This is a messenger RNA of Dentiscutata heterogama, 135 nucleotides long. The record is from the annotation of a GenBank genome assembly. Lineage: Eukaryota; Fungi; Glomeromycota; Glomeromycetes; Diversisporales; Gigasporaceae.